This is a messenger RNA of Protopterus annectens (West African lungfish), 975 nucleotides long. RefSeq names its product basic salivary proline-rich protein 2-like. The coding region runs from base 1 to 975 and encodes 324 amino acids. NCBI's taxonomy places the organism in Eukaryota, Metazoa, Chordata, Ceratodontiformes, Protopteridae. The record is from RefSeq and is a predicted model, not a curated record. The transcript has a single exon.
AUGACAGAAGAAUGGGUCCCCGAGGUUAAGGAGCAGCAAGUGGAGCAGGAAGCAUCUGAAGAUCUACAACAUGAUGAUGCUCCGGAGUACUCUGUAGGAGAUCAGUAUGAAGGUCCAGUCAAAGGUGGACAGCAAGGGAAGGAGCAGGAAACUGACAUCAAUGCAGGUAAUGUGCCACAGGUCAAAGGUGGACAGCAAGGGAAGGAGCAGGAAACUGACAUCAAUGCAGGUAAUGUGCCACAGGUCAAAGGUGGACAGCAAGGGAAGGAGCAGGAAACUGACAUCAAUGCAGGUAAUGUGCCACAGGUCAAAGGUGGACAGCAAGGGAAGGAGCAGGAAACGGACAUCAAUGCAGGUAAUGUGCCACAGGUCAAAGGUGGACAGCAAGGGAAGGAGCAGGAAACGGACAUCAAUGCAGGUAAUGUGCCACAGGUCAAAGGUGGACAGCAAGGGAAGGAGCAGGAAACGGACAUCAAUGCAGGUAAUGUGCCACAGGUCAAAGGUGGACAGCAAGGGAAGGAGCAGGAAACUGACAUCAAUGCAGGUAAUGUGCCACAGGUCAAAGGUGGACAGCAAGGGAAGGAGCAGGAAACGGACAUCAAUGCAGGUAAUGUGCCACAGGUCAAAGGUGGACAGCAAGGGAAGGAGCAGGAAACUGACAUCAAUGCAGGUAAUGUGCCACAGGUCAAAGGUGGACAGCAAGGGAAGGAGCAGGAAACUGACAUCAAUGCAGGUAAUGUGCCACAGGUCAAAGGUGGACAGCAAGGGAAGGAGCAGGAAACGGACAUCAAUGCAGGUAAUGUGCCACAGGUCAAAGGUGGACAGCAAGGGAAGGAGCAGGAAACGGACAUCAAUGCAGGUAAUGUGCCACAGGUCAAAGGUGGACAGCAAGGGAAGGAGCAGGAAACGGACAUCAAUGCAGGUAAUGCGCCACAGGUCAAAGGUGGACAGCAAAGGGAAGGAGCAGGAAACUGA